AUGCAACUGAAUUUAAAAACUCCAACAAAAUUUCAUUCCAGUAAAAAAUUACACACACCACCCAGUGUGCAAAAUGAUCCAGAAAAGCAGAAUAAACAGCCAAGACUAUUGGAAAGAAUUCCUAGUCUUCGAAAAAAAUCAUUGGAUUUUUCCACAAUACUUGAAAAAGAAUCUGUACCAGAACCAAUAAUAUUUUCUCCAACUACUAGAAAGAGAAUGGCUAAGAGGAAAAAUCUUCCUGAACCUUUAAACCUUACAAAGCCACUAUCACCUCCACUUAGCUCAAAAAAGAGUUCGCAUUCGAGCAAAGCUCUUAUGAAAAAUAAUUUACUAAAAACCGAACAAACAGGUUUAAAUUCUCCUUUCCAAUUAUCAAGCAGCUCAACCCAAAAUUCUAUACAUUCUUCAACUCCAACUCGCUCCACAAAAGGUAUAAAUCUCACAAAUAUUUUGUUAACUGAGCCUCUCGAUAAAGAUGCAGCUUUCAUCCUGGAGCAUUCCAAGAAAAGAAGUAACAGUAUUUACUCUUUUGGAAAUGAAUCAAUGCAUUCAAGAAAUACUUCUACAUUCUCAAGUUCAGGACUUCGAAAAUUUGUAACUGAACAAUGUUGUCUCUGUAACGAAAACUUGACUAGUUCAUUUGCAGGAGAAAAGGCAAUAGAAUUGGCUUGUGAUCAUGUAUGUCAUUUUGAUUGCUACUCGCUAUCUCUGAGUUCUAUUAGUAUAGACAAUACUUACCCAAUUUGUUCUAUAUGCAAUAUUACAACAAAGCCUAAGGAUGAGGAUAUUUUUCAAAAUCUAACAUCUAGAAUAAUCUCAAAAGCACAUACCUUGGAGCAUUCCACUAAGAGUAUCGUCGAACAAUUUGUGGAAAUGAAUUCAAAUUCCUAUUUAAUGCUAAGAGAUAAUUUUACACCUAAAGAUCAGAUUAUUAAGACGGCAGAUUUGACUAAUAAUGGUUUCAAAGCACCCUUACUAUCGAUUAAUGAAGAAGAAUUCUCACCAGCAGUAACUGUAUCAUCUAAUCAUGUGAGCAAUUCCGUUUUUGAUGAGAGUUAUUCCUUUAUUGAUUAUAAGGACUCUAGAAGUUGCCUAAGUUCUGACACAAUGGAUGACCUUCUAUCAACCCCGUUGAAAUUCAAUUCAGCAGGGAAGAAUAAAAAUAAUACCUCUUAUUUCCAAAUUACUUAUAAUUCCAAAAAACCUUUUUUAACCAUUAAAACCCCAAUUAAUAUCAAAAAUGUUGAUCAAGAAAAAUUGAGGGAUAAUAUUAAUGCAAAUAAGUACCUAACAACUUUAGUUGGGAUGCAAAAUGAUGAUGUAUUAUUAUUCGAUAAAGUUGCAUACUCAACAGAUGGUAGCCAAUGGCAAUAUAAUUGUAUAGCAAUUUUAUUCAAGUCUGUUAUUAUUUUGUAUGAUAUUGUUUUGUCAAGUAUUGAAGGUAAGAUCCCGUUAACCAAUAUUUCAAAUAUUUCAAAAUUGAAUAAUAAAACUCUGUUAAUGGAUGUUAUGAGUACUGCUUUACCAGAGGUCUAUUUUUAUUUUGAUUGUAAACAAAACUCACAUAUUUUAGAAAAGUGGAAAUAUUGUAUUAAGAAUAUUAAAAAAUUGAAAACUAAAACUUCUCUUCAAUUGACUGAAACUGCUUGGGACAUUAUUCCCAAAUCAGAUGUUGAAAAACAAGCUGAUAACAAAGAGGAACUAGCUUCUGCUAACAAAAAGGAACUAGCUUCUGCUAACAAAAAGGAACUAGCUUCUGCUAACAAAGAAAGCGUUUCACUAAAGCCAAAGUGGGAAGAUUUUAACGUAUCAACCAAAUUACAAUUCAUUGUUUGUAUUAAUCUUUCAUCUUCAAAGAAAAUGAAUCAGGAAGAGUAUUUUGGAAAUAUUAUCAAAAAUAUAAGAGCAAUCAUAAAUAAUUUGAAGGAUGAAGAUCAAUUAGGUUUGGUGACAAUUGGAAAAGAUGGUGCCGGUAAUGUUGGUAAAUUUGGAACAUUUGUAGGUACUAUUGAUAAAAAUUGGGAUGGUUGGGAAGAUGUUAUAAAUAGUAUCUCAUCUGUAAAUCAAAGUAUAUUUUCUACUAAGCAAGAAGCCUUGGAUAAGACAUUGGAAGUAUGUUACAGAUUAAAUAUGAGGAGCAUGAUAUUAAACCCAGAAGACUAUAAGAAACAUAUUUUGUUAUUUGGAGAUUUUGACAGCAACAAUUUGAAUAAAUCACUAAGUAGUUUAGGGAGAAUCUUAGUAAACGAAAAAAGUUAUGAUAUCUCUGCAAUAAAUCCAGAUUCCAGCUGUGAAUCGGAAAUAAUAUCUCUAAUAGAGAAAUGUCAUAAAAAUAACUUUAGAAACAUUUCUUUAUCAAUAAGAGGUGACAUUUUGCCAUUGAAAGAUAUGUGUGUGGGUGAAACACAAGAAUUAAAUUUAAAGAAUAUAUUAAAAAUUGAAGGAAUUGACGAGAAAAUAAAUGCUACUAUAUCAUGGACUCAUGAUGAGCAUGAUAAGUCAUUAAGAAAAGAAGAGAUUAUAGAAAUUAUGAUAUAA
This is a messenger RNA of Henningerozyma blattae CBS 6284, 2538 nucleotides long. RefSeq names its product cyclin-dependent protein serine/threonine kinase inhibiting protein FAR1 (gene FAR1). The record is from RefSeq and is a predicted model, not a curated record. NCBI's taxonomy places the organism in Eukaryota, Fungi, Ascomycota, Saccharomycetes, Saccharomycetales, Saccharomycetaceae. The coding region runs from base 1 to 2538 and encodes 845 amino acids. The transcript has a single exon.